ACCAGCAGUACAUACUCAAGAAAACAUGCAAUACUUCUGUAGUCGAGGAUACAACUCUAUACAUGAAUGCGCGUGUUUCUCCAAUGUCCUUGAAGUACUAUGCAUUUUGUUUAAAAAACAAUCAUUACAAGGUGAGGCUUGACUUUGCUGAAAUAGGCUGGAAUACAACUAGAGAUCCUAGUCUGAAGAGAAAUAGAGUUUUUGAUAUAGAAAUCCAGGGCGAGAAAAAAGCAACAGAUUUCAAUAUUGAAAUAGCUGCAGGGGGUGUGGAUCGGAACGUGACCUUGGAAUAUAACAACAUUCUUGUUCAUGACAAUCGGUUGGUGAUUCAUUUGUAUUGGUCUGGAAAAGGUUCAACAUGGGUGCGAACAGUUUACUACGGUCCCCUAAUAUCAGCUAUUUCUGUAUCUCCUGUUCUUAAAAAGCAUCAGAAACUUUCUUCUGCGACUAUUGUUGGAAUUGUGGGAUCUUCGGUACUUGCUGUUUUAUUGAUCUUAGCUCUCUUCUGGAAGUUGGGCUGGCUUGGUGGAAAGACUACUAAAAAUGGAGAUCAAAAAAGUAUCGAGCUAUUCCCUGGAGGGGUUUUCAACUUCCAACAAAUAAAAGCAGCUACUAAGAAUUUUGAUCCUAAGAACAAGAUAGGUGAAGGAGGAUUUGGAGAGGUCUACAAGGGUGUGCUAGAAAGUGGGACUAGAGUAGCUGUAAAAAGGCUUUCAAAAAAAGCCAAACAAGGAGCUGAGGAAUUUAUAAAUGAAAUUGGUACUAAUUUUGCUUUGCAACACCCGAAUCUGGUGAGGGUAUUGGGAUCUUGUGCUGAACAAAGUCAACUUCUAAUUGUCUAUGAGUACAUGGAAAAUAAUUCUCUUGAACAGGCAUUGUUUGGUUCAGCAGAAAUCAAAUCCAGACUAAACUGGCUGAUAAGAGUUAAAAUUUGCCAUGAUGUUGCAAAGGGGUUGGCUUAUAUUCAUGAAGAAUCAAGACUUAAAAUUGUUCAUAGGGACAUAAAACCAACUAACAUACUUCUUGACAAGGAUUUUACUGCCAAGAUAUCAGACUUUGGAUUUGCCAAACACAGUGAAGACGAGAAUCCUCACAUUACCACACGGAUAGCAGGAUCAAGGGGAUACAUGUCACCUGAGUAUUUGCAAGGCUUCUUGACUCCUAAAGCAGAUGUCUACAGCUUUGGUCUUGUUACACUAGAAAUUGUUAGCGGGAAGCAAAUUUCAACUUUUAGGGCAAAGGAUCAGAAUAUUUACCUUUUGGAUAUAGCUUAUGAUUACCAGCAGCAGGGCAAUCUUAUAGCUCUUGUCGAUCCAAGCCUAGGAUCUGAUUAUACCCACAAGGAAGCGCUUAAUUUGUUGGAUUUAGCAAUGAAGUGCGUGAACCCAAGUCCCAAGCUUAGGCCUUCAAUGUCUGAAGUUGUGAAAAUUCUUGAAGGAAUUGUAAAAGUUGUACAAGCAAAAUGGAAAUCUAAGACUUCCUCUAUUGGAAACCCUUCUGUAGGGGAUGAUUCUCCAGUGGCCAAUCUCUUCUCUGGUUCUACUCAAUCAGCUGGGAGCACAUCCCAGGAAGGUGCUUCAGAUACAAUCAUUUGUCCUUCAACCAGCAAAGAAAUUGAUGACUCCAGCGACUUGGACGAUUAGCAUGCCAAGGCUGUAAACUAACCACGAAUUGCUACCACGGCAGUCUUUCCUUGAGCCUUGAUAAUUCUAAUUUUUGUGAAUGGCAGCAUUCAUCAUGCAUUAUUGCAUUGAAGUGUUUCUGCAGUUAGCAGAUUAUAGUAUUCAAGCUACUACACAAGCCUUCACAAAAGAU
Messenger RNA from Coffea eugenioides, 1815 nucleotides. Its product is annotated as probable LRR receptor-like serine/threonine-protein kinase At1g53430. Lineage: Eukaryota; Viridiplantae; Streptophyta; Magnoliopsida; Gentianales; Rubiaceae. Gene Ontology annotation, molecular function: ATP binding; protein kinase activity. The record is from RefSeq and is a predicted model, not a curated record. The coding region runs from base 63 to 1643 and encodes 526 amino acids. Gene Ontology annotation, biological process: protein phosphorylation. The transcript has 8 exons.